GAAAUGCAUUGAGGUGGGAGGGGGGAACAAAUCCGCUUUCCCUCUUCUAGCCCUUUCCUCAAGUUGUUCAGAAAAGAUAGAAGUAGGGAAGAAGAAAAAAGCCUUAGCGGCCACUGCUUGUGAGAAGUGGUGCCUCUGGAAUCAGAGAGAGCGCGCCCCAGCCAGGCGGCUCUCUCCUGCGGGAGGCGCUUGGUUUGCAAGGGGUUAACAGCGUUGCUCGUGAACUUGGCCUGUCUGUCUGGCUCGUGAUGGAUGGUGAGACCCGCUGACAAGUUCAGCCGGAGGGACCUCCCCUGCUGUGGCGGCGGGAGAAACACGCAGGCGGAAGGGACCCGGGGCGAGCGGUCGGGACGAGCGGGGAAGACUGUAGUUUGGCGUGGCAGGGCGACCGAAAAGGCGAGCUGCUCUGCCUGCCCUCUCGGCUCCCGCCUCCCCUUGACCGCUCGCCUCCUCCGCUGGAGCUUUCCUAUACCGUCCUGGAACACCAAAGUUUCCCGGAGCUUCGCGCGCUACUCCCCUGCAGGCGCCUCCCUCCUCUUCUCGGGCACGAACUUGCCGUCAGCAACCGUUCGUAGGAGGGCGUGCGGGUGGAAAGGACACAUUCCGGAAUCAGAAGACAGGGAACAAAGAAGCGGGAGCCCUGGUGGAAGAUUCCGAAGAUUGUCCUGUGAAGUGUGAUGGGACAGCCUCUUUUCAGCUUCUCCGAAAAUGGAGACAGAGAGGAAAACUGCGGGUCUUGCCAAGGGCACGGGAUCCGAAUCCAGAGCCACGCCACUCCAGGACACUGGAGAUCGUCACAUCAAGCAGAAGUCGAAGCUGCAGGAGCCGCUGUCCUGAGGCUGCAGCGGGCAGGGGCCAGGAUGGAGGAGGCGGCCCUGGGCAAAGGGGCAAGCUCCACCCCUACCCAUGCCCACCUAGGACUUGGCAAAGGACCGUCCAUCCUGCAGGGAGGGGCCUCUGCCUUUGGCCAGUGGGCCCCUGUUUCUGCCCUUGUCACACCACGUGCCUGUUUCAGGCCUGCGGUGCUCUGACCAGGCCUCCAGCAGACAGAAGCUCUUUGCUCUCCGUACGUCCGCCCCAGAGGACCGAGGGCAGCAGUCUGCGAGGUGGCCAAAGCAAGGGGCUCCAGCCUUCUAGGAGUUAACGACUCCCUCUCCCCAGCUGUCCUCCCCUUGGUGCUCCUCUUCCUCCCUCCUCCCGCUCACAGCAGGCAGGGCCUGGACCUGGGAGCCAGUGCCGCUGUGCUGUUGCCAAGGGAGCUGGGAGGCGGACCUGAGCUAUGCAGGGAAAAGGCCCGGCCUGUCAAAGUGUCUGAGAUGAACCGCCGCCGUCCCCGUGCAGCUGGGCUCAGACGUGUCUCAGCUCUUGUUCUGUGCCUGAGAAUGGCGAAGCCCAGUGAGGUUCAAGGGCACACUCACUAUUCAUUAGUCAGGGGUUCUUGACGUCCCGUCUCUCCCAGGGAUGAGAUUCCCCCCCCCCUUCCUCUUUCUCUCCCUCUUGCGACACAUUCCUGGGUGCCUUUGGCAAGGACUGCACCCUCCUCUUCCUCCUGCCCAGCCCCCUCUCCGCAGGCCUCUAAACAGACUCCCCCCAAGGAGACCUGGCAGGGCAGAGACAAUGGCCACAGGAAACCAUUCAGGCGGGACUCUAGCCAUGCUGGUCCGCCCUCUGCUCCCAGCACCCUUGUGGCCCCCACCCCCCUCUGACUCAGGGUCCCCCUGGGCCACCGGCAUGCACAAGCCCAGACAGGAGGAAGCCGCUGGGCACUGCCCUUGGGACAACAGGCCUGUUCUCAGCGGGCCCCCGGAUCUCACACAGCUGGCUAUUUUGGGGCCUUUCUCUAUCAUCAUGUGUCUAUUUGAAGACACUGUCAAACACUGUUGGCUGGAAAAUGUAAAUUGUACGGUAUUUUCUGAAAUGUGGCAUUAUCACAAUGUAAAAGACAUACAUAUACUCAGCCACAAGCAAAUUGCACUGCUAGGAAUUCACUCUACGGUUAUAUAUGCAAAAAUUUCCCAAGAAGUCUGUACAAGGAUGUUCGUCAGAGCGUUUCUCUUUGAGAGUAUAAGACAAUGGAAAUGAACCUGUGGGCCAUUCAUACUGUGGAAUAUUAGACAGUCGAAAAAAAUCACUGUGGCAGAGCUCUCUGUAUAAACUGAUCCAGGAGGUUGGCCAGCGUGUUUGUUGCCUGAGGAGAAUAAACUGCAGAACAGGCAAUAGAGCUCGAUCUUACCUGUGUGUAUUGAAGUCAGUCCUAAGCAUAUGCUUCUAUAUGAAGAGUUUCUGGAACUCUGUGUUGGAAGCCUGUCUCUGGGGAUGGACGGAUGUUCUUUUCUCUACUGUUCUAUAUCCUUUCCAUGCACCUGGAAUACUUGUAUUGAAAAUUUUAAAGAGGCCGUUGAAUAUAAUAGGCUUAACUUCUGUUAACCCACAUUAGGGUAAGAGCUCUAAGCGGAUGCUGGUGAUGUUGCAGCAAAAAACAUCCCGGAGACUCUGCCAUUGGCCAUUUGCAGGCCUAAUAAUCCCCCAUCAUCAUCAUCAUGGCUGCUGUUGUUAAUUAAAGGCCUACUAAGUGCCGGG
Molecule: messenger RNA, 2580 nt
Organism: Herpailurus yagouaroundi (jaguarundi)
Lineage: Eukaryota; Metazoa; Chordata; Mammalia; Carnivora; Felidae
Exons: 4
Coding region: 253-678 (141 amino acids)
Source: RefSeq, a predicted model, not a curated record